Phlebotomus argentipes is the source of this 4081-nucleotide messenger RNA. RefSeq names its product hepatocyte nuclear factor 3-beta (gene jumu). The record is from RefSeq and is a predicted model, not a curated record. Lineage: Eukaryota; Metazoa; Arthropoda; Insecta; Diptera; Psychodidae. Bases 369 to 2144 code for a protein of 591 amino acids. Gene Ontology annotation, molecular function: DNA-binding transcription factor activity, RNA polymerase II-specific; transcription cis-regulatory region binding. The transcript is spliced from 3 exons. Gene Ontology annotation, biological process: regulation of transcription by RNA polymerase II.
UGAGUUUUGUAUAUGGACUGUGUGUGUUGCGUGAGUGGAAGAUUUUCUCACAGCAGAGUGGAAUAUUAUAUUCUUGAGCCGUUUUCCCCGCCCGGAACAGCAGAAUUCUACACUGUGCGUUGUCUCUGGACGCGAGAGGGAGACGGAGAUUGUUGAUAAACUGAUCUCUUGCAUUUUCCCGCGUGAAAAAAUCCACAAUCGCGCUCGUUCACUGUGGAAUAUACUCUAUAUAUAUAUUUUUUGUAACUUUGUGUGGAAAAGAGCGCUUUUUGUACUCUCUUCUAUUACACUGCCUGUUCUCUUGUGUGAUCCCGAAGUAAAUAAAAAGCCAUCACAAGUCGGGAUUUUGUGGCAGAUCGAAGGCGAAAAUGUGUGAACUCUUCGAUGAUAUGAGCUCAGGAUUUCACGAUGUGUUCCUCAAUAAAUUCUCGGAUUCCGGCCCCAUAAUGGACUUCUACAUCUCGGAUUCGAUGCAGGACAUGCUGGACAUCGACAUCCGCUCGGAGGUGGCGACAGUGGUUGGCGGCGCCAGUGAGUUCUCGUCACUGAUCAACUACGAUCUGCCGUCGCUGGACCUGGACUCCAAUGACAACGAUGGCGAGAUCUCGUGGCUGGGCGGGCCGAAGUGGUCGGCCGGGAGUGAUAUCUAUGCCGAUGUGGGCGCGUGUGUCAAUCCAAAUUCUGUGAUGCCGGUCAUCUCGUCGUCUGUGUUCACGGCAUCGCCGCGCAAUCAGUUGAAUCUCAAUACGAGUGUCAAUUUGGCCAAUGGCUGCUCACCGGCGAGUCCCAAGGAGAAGAAGAGCCACCUGACCUUCUCGCCCAAUCCGAUUAAGAUACCACAGGUGAAGGAUACCACGCAGACGACCACGGUGAAUGGCGUGAAGGUGUCGACGAUGAAUGCGUCGCGCAUUGAGGCGGUGAAGAAGGAUCUCAGUGAUGAGAUGAAGCACACGGAGAAGCCGAAUGGGAAGCACCAUCAGAUCAUGCCGCAGAUCACCACCACCAAUGGUGGCAUUCUGAAGAAGAUGAGCGGCAAUACAAUUGAGCUGGCCGUGGGCAUUGGUGGACUGACGUUUGCCAACAACAACACGGGCAGCAUUGCGAAGUUGAAGCAGAACGGCACGAUAAAGUCCUCACUGGCCAAUGGCAAUAUAAUUGUGCAGAAGCGUGAGCGUGAAUCUAGUCCGCAGCAUCAGCAGCAGAAUGGCAUCCACAGCCACAGUCACGCAUUCGGCGGCGGUGCCAUCAAUGGGCACACGAAGUUGCUGCAGAAGAGCAUCGUGGUGACGGCGAACGGGCAUCCGCGGACACUGGCGAAUGGGACAAACUUGAUUGCCACUUCCACACCUGGUCAGACGAAGAUCAAGAUCAAGUCCACGGGCAUGGAGUUCCCGAAGCCGGCGUACUCUUACUCAUGCCUGAUCGCGAUGGCGCUGAAGAACUCGCGCAGUGGAAGUUUGCCAGUGUCUGAGAUCUACAGCUUCAUGUGUGAGCACUUUCCCUACUUCAAGACGGCACCGAAUGGGUGGAAGAACAGCGUGAGGCACAAUUUGUCGCUGAACAAGUGCUUCGAGAAGAUUGAGAAGCCCACGACGAAUGGUGGACAGCGCAAGGGCUGCCUGUGGGCCAUGAAUCCGUCCAAGAUCAGCAAGAUGGACGAGGAGGUGCAGAAGUGGUCGCGCAAGGAUCCGCUCGCCAUCCGGAAGGCCAUGGUGUUCCCGGAGAAUCUCGAGGCGCUGGAGCGUGGUGAGAUGAAGCAUGGACACAGUGGUGAGAGCGAUAUUGAGAAUGAGGGACACUCGGAGUCGGAGGAGCACAGUGACUCUGAGGCGGAGGCUGAGCCGGAGUCCUGCGAUGAUGACGUCGAGGCGGAUUUUGAUGUUGAGGUUGCCGACUUGUAUGAUGAGAUCGACAUUGAGGACUCGAAGGAGCUUCUGUCCCUGAGUCACAGCUUCGUGGAUGACAGCGGCGAAGUGCUUCCAACGCACAAGAGGGCACGAUUGGAUGUCAACUACUCCAUCACACCCGCCACGCCAAACUCCUUCGGGCUCUCGCACAUUCAGUCCGGCCAGCAUCUGACCACGUCCACGCCACAGCCGUCGCACAACCGCCGGAAGAUGCAGCUGGUGAACCGAAUAGCCUAGGCGAGUCAGGGCGCCAGGACGCACCCUCAGGCAACCAAAUGUGAAUAACAAACCACCCACGCGAGAGAGAGAGAGUUUGAGUGAGAGAGCGAGAUGGAAUUCUAUAUGGUAGAAUUGUGAAGAGAGAGAGAGAGAGAGAGAGAAACAAUGUUUGUAAACACACUUUUCCUUAUUGUAAUCUCAAGAGGAAAAAUAUUUUUACUGUAAAAUUUAAGAGUCGUGAAAAUGUGUACUUGAAGAUGAAAAUCUCAUUGACAAUGUGAGAAAGAAUGUUGAGAGAGAGAAUUCCAUUGAGAGAGAGAGAGAAACAUUAGUUUUUAAGGAUUUCUUUACGCUUUCUUUUUAAUAAUAUUGUAUCUCUUGUAAAUAGAUUUACCCUUCCCUGCAGGAAUUUGCAAACUUAACUUUUAUAUAAAUAUAUUAACUACUGUAGGUAUUUCUUAGUGUUACAAAAAUAAAUGCUGGCGAAAGUUGAGACGGAAGCGCUAAGAGAAGGAUUUUUUUUGAACAAAUGACAGGGCUGAAAGUGAUGCUGAUGUUAAUUAUCGGAUGAUAACAUAAUCAACAUAAUAGUGGAGAAAUUAUGUAAAGAGAAUGUGAAGGAGAGAAGAAAUGGAGGGUAAAAGAAUGGUGUUUUAGAGGAGGAAUUUAUCACAAAAUUUUACAGUUUUUCUACACCAAAAUUAAUCACUAAAAAAAAAAAACUUUUUCGAGUUACUAAGAAAAAAAUGAAAACAUUCUUCAUUGGAAGGUCUUCCAGUGUUUAAGGAGAAGGGGGGCUGAAGAAAGAAGGAAGAGGAGAAAAUCUCCUUUUGGAAUGUAUGUGAAAGAAGUGUUGUAAAAAGGAAUAUUUUUGUGUGCAAUUUUCCACAAUAAUUUCACCUUCACGUGCGCACCUGCUGAAAAAUUGUGAACUUCUGUAAGAAAAGAAUAUCUUCUGAAAUGGUGACACGUUGCAAAAUUCGAGUAGAGGUGGAAAUAUUUGUAAAAUAGGUAAAAAAAAAACAAGAAGCCAGAAGACGGUUUCCACAGAUUGAUUGCAAAGAAAAAAAAAGAGUAAAUCUUGUAAAUUCAUUUGCAACAUUAGCGAAUAAUUCCUAGAAAUGUAGUUGAUGUGUAAAAAAUUUAACAAUUUUUUCUCUCAAUCUCUGAAGAUUUAUAUUGUGAGAUUUUGUCCACAGAAUAAUUAAAUAAAGAAAGGAGAAAAAAGAGGUACUUUUGUAUAGGCAAAUGGAAAAAGAAGGAUUUGCACUUUAUACACGAGCAGAGAAGAGAAAAAGUGUGAAAUUUGGGAGUUGGAUGGAAAUUUUGUAUAGGAAGCAAAGGAAAAAAAAGAAAAAAUUGCCAAUUCAGUAUUCAAAAGCAAAAAAAGGAUGGGAAAUAAGAGACAUUGAAUGUUUUUUUGGAAGAAGAAACACAAGAAAUAUUUAUAAAGGAAAACUUUGUAAAAUAAAAAAAAAUGUUAAUCAUCUCCUCAUAAAGAAAAUUAGGGCAGAAAAUGGGCGAAGCGGAAAUUCUUCCAUUAUUGGGAAUUUCUAUUAUAAGUUUUCUUCUCCUUUUCAAUUUACAAAUUUUCUUAACUAAUAAUGUAAUUUAUUUGUUCACAAGAAGACAAAAAAAAGAUGCAAAACUGUGAGAAGAAAAAAAAAUCCCCCAAGAUGACGAAAAACAGUACAAAAUAUAUGAGAGAAAAUCACUUUGUGAAUCCUUUAUGUUAAUUUUAAACCAAUUUAUUCACGAUAUAUUGAGUUGUUUGUCCUCCGGAGAUGAUCCGUGAUUGGAGAGAUGCGAGAAAAGAGAGUAUAUAAUCCGGAAUGAGAGAUAAGUGGAAAGCAUAGAAGAGGACGAUAGAAUCCUAUUUGCUACUUCUAGUGAUAAGACUCUUUUGUAAGAAACAAACAUUUUUGUAUGAAAAUAAUAAAUGACAAAAAAAUCCA